GAUAAAUCACCGUGCGGAGCGCGAGGUGCACAAUGUGUGAGUGUGACGCGUUCUCUCAGGCACUCGUGCAUCCAACAGCACACACACCCGCUGCUAGCACGUCUCCUUGUGCUGCCAAAACAGCUCUGAUACGUCAAUGACGUACUCCACAAGACCACUGAACGUGUGCUGUGGUAUCUGGCAUCAAGACUUUAGCCAAAUCAUUUAAGUUAUGUACAUUAUGUUGUGAGGUGCCUACGACUGUGCAGAUGUCAGAGCAUCAUGGCAGCUUUUAAAGGCAUUUGGACCAAAGCAUUCUGGCGUGCAGUAUCUGGUGAAUUCUUAGCCACGCUAAUCUUUGUACUUAUUAGUCUUGGCUCAACCAUCAACUGGGCAUCAGACAAGGAUAAUCCGCCACCUGCUGACCUGGUGCUCAUCUCACUCUGUUUCGGGUUGAGCAUCGCUACCAUGGUGCAGUGUUUCGCUCAUAUUACUGGAGGCCACAUAAACCCGGCUGUGACUGCUGCCAUGCUUGUUGCCAGAAAGCUGAGUCUUGCCAAGGCCUUGUUUUACGUACUUGCGCAGUGUUUGGGUGCCAUCACCGGGGCAGGGAUUCUCUUCCUGGUUACACCAAGUGCUGUUCAAGGCAGUUUAGGUGUUACAAUGGUGAACUCGAAUAUCUCAGUGGGUCACGCCCUGGUUGUGGAGCUCUUGAUCACAUUUGAACUCGUCUUCACCGUGUUCGCUACCUGUGACAACAAACGAAAUGACCUCAAUGGAUCGGCUAGCCUCGCCAUCGGUAUUGCCGUAGUCAUCGGCCACCUUUUUGCGAUCCCUUACACUGGAGCCAGCAUGAACCCUGCUCGCUCUUUUGGACCUGCAGUCAUCACAUUCAAAUGGGAAAGCCACUGGGUAUAUUGGGUCGGGCCCAUUUUAGGUGGCAUUCUGGCUGCUGCGAUGUACGAGUACCUGUACUGUCCAGACCCUGAACUGAAGAAAUGCUGCAAAGAGAUGGUCAUUAAAGAUACUUCAGGAAAAUACAAAGAGGUGGAGUGUUCCAUCAGCCAGCAUGGUGGAGAGCCAGAUGAUAUUACAAUUCGCCCCGGUUCUUCAAACGAUACGGAGAAAGGGGAGAAGAAGGAGGCUUUACAGGACGUCUCUGGCGAUGGGUUGUCGUCCGUAUGACUAUCAGUCAUGCUGGUGAAGGAGACUAAUGUGUAACAUGUCUCCAUCACCAGUAUGUCAAGAUGAUUCUGCACUUUAUCCAAUGCUAAUCUGGCUAACAGUGAAUUAAAUCAUGCUGACUAACAAUGACUAAAGGCAUGCUGGAACCACCUUUCCUAUAUAUUGUAUGAGAGCUAAAUUUAUCUUUAUCCACUAAGACCUAAAACUUGUCCCCAGGAGACCACGUCCUUGCAGCACAUCUAACAAAGUGUGUUUCAGUUGACGAGUGUCCUGUCUGUGUUUAAUUCAAUGCGACAAAAAAAACGCUUCAAAUGUCUCCCAGGAGUGUAACGCAAUACCUCUGUCCGUGUCUUUUUAACACUUCGAAUAUUUCUAUCCGUUUAUGAUUUAAUCCCAGAGUGGGUGUUGCCCAAAUUGGAAAGCUUUUAUUCUUAAUUAAAUAUAAACCGUACCACUCUUCCCUGGGAAACUCUGGAUAAAACCUAGAAUGCCAAGCAAUUCCAACAUGUCCUGUAAAUUCUACCAGUUCCCCAACCUCAGCUACAUGAUUUAAAUUCAUAACUGGACGUUGCUAUGGUUGGAAGGGAUGAGAGGUUUAACCCUUUGAGACUAUGACUCAUCAUCAGUUGCAUUAUCAUUACCUCACUAACUCUUCCAAAGAAUGAAUAAAUAACAACCAUCCAAUGGUUGUACACUAUCAACAGUGCCACCUGCUGACCGGAAUAGAUUCUGUUCUGUUCUGUUCUGUUUAACAGCACGAUAUAUACGUUUUAACUGCAUAUAGCGGAAUGAAUGAAAGUGUAACAUAUGUGUUUCUUUACUGCUUAGUCUUAGUACUUCAUUGUGUACAUGCAGUACUUAGUACAUGCUACGCCGCUGUAAAUGGCAUCAACUCAAGAGUUUAGUUUUUUAAUCCCACUCACACAGUUAUUAGAUUUAUUUAAUCAUCUGUGAUAAUAUUUUCCGCUUAUCCGAACUACCUCAGGUCACGGGGAGCCUGUGCCUAUCUCAGGCGUCAUCGGGCAUCAAGGCAGGAUACAAUCCAUCACAGGG
This is a messenger RNA of Tachysurus fulvidraco (yellow catfish), 2217 nucleotides long. RefSeq names its product aquaporin-4. Gene Ontology annotation, cellular component: basolateral plasma membrane; plasma membrane. NCBI's taxonomy places the organism in Eukaryota, Metazoa, Chordata, Actinopteri, Siluriformes, Bagridae. The record is from RefSeq and is a predicted model, not a curated record. Bases 262 to 1164 code for a protein of 300 amino acids. Gene Ontology annotation, molecular function: water channel activity. The transcript is spliced from 6 exons. Gene Ontology annotation, biological process: transmembrane transport.